Messenger RNA from Gavia stellata (red-throated loon), 874 nucleotides. It is a transcript of the gene MDFI, whose product is annotated as MyoD family inhibitor. Lineage: Eukaryota; Metazoa; Chordata; Aves; Gaviiformes; Gaviidae. The record is from RefSeq and is a predicted model, not a curated record. Bases 1 to 843 code for a protein of 280 amino acids. The transcript is spliced from 5 exons.
AUGACAGAGGAGGUGGAUGCAGCAACAUGUGGUUAUUAUUCACCUAUACGCCACACCUACGCGCAAACACCUAGAAGGAAUGUGGGACCUCGGGAAGGUUUUUGGGAGGGUGCUGCCGAACCGCUGGCGUUGCAGCAGGAGGCGGGCGAGACCUCGCGCCCUUCGCCGAGGCAGACGCCAGCGGCACCAUCGGCAGAGCCCCGGCCACCCGCCCGCCCCACUGCCGGCCCCGCAGCGCCGAAGGAGAAACCCCUGGAAGAUGAUGAGUCCCAAAAAGUCCUGACGAAGGGUCCCUGGCCUGAGCUCACAGGCGCUCCCGAAGCUGUGACAUGCCAGCCCCAGGUACGAGCAGCCCUGCAGCCCCCCAGCCCCUGCACCCACCUGCUGCAGAACGGUGCCGGGCGGGGGCCGGAUCCGGGGAGCACCAACGGGGAGGCGGGGAAUGGGGUCUUCCGCCCCCUCCCCAGUGCCCAGAAGCCUCACCGAAAGCUGCAGUCGCAUCACUCCAUCAACAGCCAGAGCAGCAAGAAGAGCAAGGGCAGCUCCAAGUCAGCCUCUUCCCACAUCCCUAUUGAGGCGCAAGAAGACUGCUGCGUCCACUGCAUCCUCUCCUGCCUCUUCUGCGAGUUCCUGACCCUCUGCAACAUCGUGCUGGACUGUGCCACCUGCGGCUCCUGCACCUCCGAGGACUCCUGCAUCUGCUGCUGCUGCUGCAACUCGGGCGAGUGCGCAGACUGCGACCUGCCCUGCGACAUGGACUGCGGCAUCAUCGACGCCUGCUGCGAGUCGGCCGACUGCCUGGAGAUCUGCAUGGAGUGCUGCGGGCUCUGCUUCUCCUCCUGAGGGGCUGCGCUCGGUGGGGGGGACCAGGACU